AAAAAGUGGUGCUUUUCAAUUUCAAUAUUCAUUCUUAUUUGAAACGUCAGAUUGUUUGACUUUGAAAAAAAUGUUGAAAAUGUGAUAGUCAACUCAAGACUCCGUGUGUGUAUAAAUGAUUUAGUUCAUAACAAAAAAGUGACAAAAUUUAGUAAAAUACUCUAAUGGCUAGUGGUAGAUUUAUUUCAAAUUCAAAUAAUCAUUUAAAGAAGACACUCACCUUGAGCUUGAGGAAUAAUUUCCUACUAAGCAAAUGGCAGCAACAUCAAGUGGCUGAUUAUAUUAUUAGGCAUUUUAUUAAUCCACAACUAGGUUCGCGAAAAAAAGAAUAUAAUGCCCGUAAACUGGUGGGGUAUUCCAUGGAACAAAUGUACACAGUGGUCUCAGAUGUGGAAAAAUACAAAGAAUUUUUACCAUUUUGUAAUAAAUCCGAUAUAAUAGUGAGAAGAGAUGAUUUCCUUAAAGCAAAUCUUGCGAUAGGAUUUCCACCUAUACAUGAACGAUACACAUCAAGUGUUACAUUACGUCGACCGUAUUUGGUGCAAGCCGUAUGCACAGACGGAAAACUAUUCGAUUAUUUAGAAACUGCAUGGAAAUUUAUGCCUGGUUUAAAAAGUAACGAACAAUCAUGUGUGAUCGAUUUUGCUGUAUCGUUUCAAUUCCGGUCGUUAUUAUAUUCACAAUUAUCACAUUUAUUCUUUGAUCAAUUAGUGAAACAAAUGGAAAAAGCGUUUAUAACAGAGGCACAACGACGAUAUGGUAAACCUACAACCAAAGUGAUACAGUUAUCGUCGAUGGUAGAAACCUCGAAGAUGUAAAACUUGAACACAACUUUCUUGUAUUUUAGUUUUAUGAUUCUGUGUGAUUCCUGUUGAUUAUUGAUUA
Molecule: messenger RNA, 885 nt
Organism: Chrysoperla carnea
Lineage: Eukaryota; Metazoa; Arthropoda; Insecta; Neuroptera; Chrysopidae
Product: coenzyme Q-binding protein COQ10 homolog B, mitochondrial-like
Exons: 3
Coding region: 165-818 (217 amino acids)
Biological process (GO): cellular respiration; ubiquinone biosynthetic process
Cellular component (GO): mitochondrion
Molecular function (GO): ubiquinone binding
Source: RefSeq, a predicted model, not a curated record